Meloidogyne enterolobii is the source of this 1564-nucleotide messenger RNA. Lineage: Eukaryota; Metazoa; Nematoda; Chromadorea; Rhabditida; Meloidogynidae. The record is from the annotation of a GenBank genome assembly.
UUCAUAUAUUCAAAAAAUUCUUCUUUACUAAUUUUUCCAUCACCAUUUUUAUCAACUUUUUUAUUAAACCCUUUCUCUACUGCUUCUUCUAUUGUUUUUGCAUUUGCUUUUUCCAAUUUUUCUCUCAAUUCUUUUAGGUCCAUUUCUUUUGCCAAUUCUUUCCAAUAUUUUAUAGCUUCUUCUAAGGAUAUAUAACCAUCAUUGUUUUCAUCUAUUUUUUGAAAUAUUUUGUUAAAUUGUUCUGUUAAUGGUGAGGAUUGGUUUUGUUGUUGUUGUUGUUCUGUUGACUUUACGUUAUUGAUAAAUAACUAGAGGGAAAAAAUUUUAUGUUUAAAUUCUGAUUUUUUAAAUUCUGAGGGUUUGAAAUUUCUGAUUUUAAAAUUCUGAUUUUUUGAAAUUUCUGAUUUUUAAAAUUCUGAUUUUUUGAAAUUUCUGAUUUUAAAAUUCUGAUUUUUUGAAAUUUCUGAUUUUUAAAAUUCUGAUUUUUUGAAAUUUCUGAUUUUAAAAUUCUGAUUUUUUGAAAUUUCUGAUUUUUAAAAUUCUGAUUUUUUGAAAUUUCUGAUUUUAAAAUUCUGAUUUUUUGAAAUUUCUGAUUUUUAAAAUUCUGAUUUUGUUAAUUUUUAUUCUUGAAAUCUGACAGGUAAAAUAGUGGGGUAUUAAAUUAUCAGAAUAAAGUAGCUUGAUUUGUUAAAUUUCAUAUAGUGAAUACUUCAAUAAUGUCUUGUGUAAUUUCUUAUUUUAAAAUUUUUGUUUAUUGUGAUUUUUUAAUUGUGUAUUUGGUUAUGUAUUUGAAAUUUUUAUAUGGUCGAGAAUUUAUUUGAGGUUUUUCGAGAAUGUUUAUUAGGUGUGGGGGUUUUGUUGUUGUUUGUUUUUGAGCAUAUAUAAAAGACUUUUUUAAUCAUUAGUAUCGUUAUUUUAAAUUCAAAUUCAUUUUUAAAUAACAAACCAGAAUAAGCAUAGCAAUAAAAAUAAUUUCUGACAUUUUUAAUUCUUGUAAGAAAAGUUUCGCAAAAAUUUUAAUAAAUGAAAGAGGGUAAAGUAACAUUGAAAUAGGCGGAGCGUUUUUAAAAAUUAUUUAAAAUGAUUAAUUAAUUUUUCUUAAAUCUAAUUUAUUAAAAAAAUAAAGAUAGUGGCAGAAUUUGGUCCUUUCGCAAUUAAACAACCAACAAAUAUUUUGGAGGGAAUGAAUGAUUUUGUUAGGCAAAUGCAUGAAAAAAAUGGGCUUUUAAAACGUGUGGAAAAUGAAGGGAUUGAAGAAAGUGAAGUUGAGAAUAAGCUUAUGGAAUUCUUACUUGUUCAUACUCCACCAAAAACGUGUCAAUUAGCUGGAAAUAGUGUUCAUUAUGACCUUCAAUUUAUUAAGCGUUAUAUGCCCAAAUUUGUUGAACAUUUACAUUAUCGUAUAAUUGAUGUUUCUACAGUUAAAGAACUUGUUAAGCGUUGGUAUAGUGAUUCGGAAAAAUUGGUUAAUAUGCCUCCAAAGAAAUUAAAUCAUUUGGCGAUGGAUGAUAUUAAGGAGUCGAUUGAUGAAUUGAUAUAUUAUAAGAAACACUUUUUUGUUUGA